Molecule: messenger RNA, 4327 nt
Organism: Mercenaria mercenaria
Lineage: Eukaryota; Metazoa; Mollusca; Bivalvia; Venerida; Veneridae
Exons: 2
Coding region: 355-1344 (329 amino acids)
Source: RefSeq, a predicted model, not a curated record
AUUGACAUUACAAGUGGCCUCUGCUGUAAGUCAUAAAUUGUGUUUAACUCGCAGGCAGUGUGGACAAGGAAUGCUCUCCUGCGUAGGAAAAGAAUAAUCCUAACUAACAUUAAAAAAGUGUACUGUGAUUGGAGUUGUUGAACUGUAUACAAGACAGCUGAUUUAUGACGUACUAGAUGAUAGACAAUACAUUCUAAUAUUGUAGACAUUAGUCUCAAUUGUAUCUAUGGUUUAUACAGAGAACUAUAUCACAACAAUAGAGCCGCCCAAGUGAGGAUCCAACUAACUUUCCCAGGUAUACAAGGUAAUAACGAAGUAGUUAUACAGGCGCAAUAAGGAAUCUUCUAAUUUAGGAUGGAUGAUUUGAAUGAUGACCGUAUUGUGUUGGUCUGCCACGAAGAGGCAGUAGCGAAUUUGAAUAAGAGUGAUACUUGUGUAAGUCCAUCUAACAUAAGAAGUACGGUAAGAUAUAACACACAAUGUGCAAAGAUCACUGUCAAAAGAGGGGCCAUAUCUGCAAUACUUUUCAUAGUAAUUACGGCGAUUGUGCUUGGAAUAUGUUUUCUUGUAUUUAGAGAUACCGACCCAAUGCCGAAGUGUUACACCGAAUCAAAAAGCCGUGAAGUCUGCAAAUGGGGUCUGAGAGUAGACAAAGCUGAUCAUAGGUGCCGUUUUGAUCUUGAAAAGGAUUGCAGUUAUUUAUGCACGGUAGGCGGUGAUAAUUUUACGUCUGAAGACUUCGAAAGACACCAGCCCUUUGAAGUCAAUUUUGAGGGUGAAGGUUACGGUCCAAUCAUGAUGACUGAAUCAUAUGCACAGAUUUUAUUUCAGUGGGAGAACUCCGGCAGAAUGAGGGUUGCUCUUGAUAAUAACAUCACUUGCAAUGGAUUUUAUAUAGGAUCAUACAGUGAUAGGUCACUAUUUCAACCGCCAUACGCUCGUUUCUGUCCGAUAGAGCUGAAGAAGAAGUAUUUAGAAGACCGAUACAACACGCAGUGUGCAAAUUUGACACUGGACGGGGCAUGCGACUAUUGUUUCCCAGUCACAAAAUUGUACUCUGAAUUGCCGUAUAGGUAUGAAGUCAACGGAUCAUCUCGACUGUUUUUCCCAUCUUGGCUCAGCAUCUAUAAUUACAUUGACAAAUUUAAAGGCCUUAAAAUUGCAAGGAUUCUGACUCCUUCGUACAUAGUAAGAAGUGGUCGGAUGGUACCUGUAAGAAGAGACUUUUACGCCCCUCUUGGAUCUUCAAUGGUAUGGUCUGUAACUAAACCGUCAGAGGCCAAGAAAUCGGGACACAUAAAACCCGUUGAAAUGUGCUAUAGCUUUAGCAUACAUCUAUUAUGAACUGUGUAACUUCAGGUUGUAUGCACAUUAACUUUGCGUCAAACCUUCCAACCUUUACAGUAAGUUUGCGUACUUGCUGUGUUUAUUUGCGUAGGUGCGUGCGUGUGCGUGUGCUGCUUCAGCUUUUCUCUUUUAUGCAAAAGAUUCCGUGUUUUAUUUAUAGUCGUCACCGGUAACUCAUGUCGGCAACUUCUUUAGAAGCAAGUUAGUUAUUUAAGUUGGAGAACAGUGCAAGAUAUAGACGACACUCAACUUCUAGGAGUGCCCUGAUUCAGCAUGCCGGUGUAAUGAAGUAUUUCGACCCCCCCGGUCAUUAUUCUAUAGAAAAUGUGACUCCUUUCCUAUAAAAUAUUGACUCCCCUUAUAAAAAACUGACUCCCUUUGGAAACUCUAUAGAAUAACGACCCCCGGUCAUUAUUCUAUAGAAAAACUGACCUCUCCAAGUAAAAUACUGACUCCCUAAAGAUGACUCCCUUCGAAUCUCAUAGAAUAACGACCCCGGUUAUUAUUCUAUAGAAAAAGUGACUCCUUCCAUGUAAAAUACUCACUGCCGAAAUUACUAUAUUCGAACUCUCAUACAAUAUCGGUUCCUGGACAUUAUUCUAUUUAAAAAAGUUACUCUUUCCGUGUAAAACACCGGCUUCUAAAAAGACUUUCGACGAUAAUAUCUAUUAAAAAGUGAUCCCCACCAAACCUAACGGACAAUUUUACUAGAUCUACAACUCUAAUACCCUCCAUUGCCAAUAACAUUUUGAUUGUACUACUACUACUGGUGCCGCUACUUCUAUUGCUAUUACUACAUGUACUUCUUCUUCUUCUACUACUACUACUUCUACUUCUACUACUACUACAACUGCUACUACUGAUACUGCUAUACCUGCUUCCACUAAUACGUCUUGUACAUCUACCUCUUCUUCUCCCGCUGCUGUUGUUGCUGUCACUUAUUCCUCUGCUGCUGCUGCUGCUGCUGCUGCUGCUACUGCCGCUGCCGCUACCACUGCCACUACUACUACUACUACUACUACUAUUACUACUUCUUUCUACUGUUGCCGCUACCGUACUUUACUGCCACUGCUAAGUAUUGCAACUUCUAUUAAUACUAAGUUCUAUGCUAGCAGUUUUCUACUGAAGAAUUACGUCAUACCGAAGUUUGCAGGGAUUAUUGACACUGGUGUGUUUCGUGAACGUAUUGUGAAUUGUUAUUCUCCUGAAAAAAAUGUAUACACCAAGAUACAGCGUCUAGAAAUAGAAUCCCUUUUCCCGUUGCGGAAUGCUCUGAUUUCUGUGUCAAGUGAUGGUAUCUGGGGCUAAUGGUCAAACGGACGGACGGACGGACGGACAAGGGCAAAUCUAUAUGCCCCCCUCCCCGAGUGGGGGCAUAAAAUGCAGCAAUUAGGCCUUAGAUACACGAGUUAUCACUAAAUUUGACCAAAUGACCGGGGGUCGUUUUUUUAUGGGAGUCAAUAUUCUUCGUGAGGUUCAGUUUACUUCACGUGGGGGAGUCAUAGUACUAUGAUCUGGAGGUCAUAAUACUAUGACCGGGGGGUCACUUUUUCUAUAGAAUAAUGACCGGGGGGUCAUUAUUCUAUGGGGGUCGAAAUAUUUCAUUACACCGGCUGUAAACAUUCAUAAAGGAGGACUCUUACCCUAAAGUUAGUAAUUUUAAUAAUUGAAGACAGGAGAUCGAACUCACGAUCCCUGGUUUUGUAGUCAGACUGCGUCCGUCCGUUCCUGCAAAUGUUGACCACUGGUUGUCGCCGGAAACACUCGGGCGUAUGUAAGACAAGUUUUUCUAGCACCGGCGAUGUACGGGGAAAUCAUGCCAGAAAAGGAAAAUGUUUAAGGAGAAGACCAAGUGGCGUAAGGCGUUUGAUUCUGUAAAGAGGAACUUGCUAUGGCAAAAAUUAGCCGAUAUUUGUAUCUCGCCUAAAAUGCUGUGUUGUUCAACAUCUAUAUUAAUGAUCUUGCAAUGUUGUUAAAAGUCUAGGCAAAGGAAUUAGCAAUUUGUAUACUUAUGUAUGCAGAUGACUUUGUGCUGGCCGAAAGCGAAACUGAUUUACAAAUCAUGUUAACAUCUUUAAACGAUUAUGUAUUUCCAACUUUAUGUCUGUAAAUUGUAGUAAAAGUAAUAUUAUCCAGUUCAGACCAGUAAGAGUGCAGAGAUCUGAUUAUAUAUUCACUUGUGGUCAGUCAGUAAUAGAAUAUGCAGAUUAAUACUUGUAUUUGGGUAUCUUGUUGUCUGAACACCUUGACUUUAAUGUAACUGCAAAAAACGCAGCACAGAGUGCUGGCCGUGCUCUUGGUCGUCUUAUUGUAAAAUUCAAAAAUAGUGGUGGUUUGCCUUACAAUGUUUGCCUUACAAUUUUGGUUGAACAAUUGAAAUCUGUCUGUAAUCAUUGGAGCCGUUGCCUGAAUUAUGACAGGUCGAGAGUUAAUAAGAAAAUAUUUGACUGGACAUGGCACAAAGGCAACAAUAGGUGUAAAAACUGGGUUUACAUUGCGAACAGUAAGCUACAGUCACUUGGGCUAAAUUCUUACUUGCAAUUGCCUUUCUCACGACGGCAGCUACUGACUGAUAUGUCUGAAAUUAUAAUGAAUGAUCACAUUGCUCAAUGGAGGGCUGAUUUAGAAAGAAUACACAGUGUAAAUGGCACUGCCCGUAAUAAAUUGAGAACAUAUAGUCUAUUUAAUCAUUUCCACAUAGGUCUGAUAUAGUGCAUCGUCAAAAUUUAUUGAUCAUCUUUUAAGGCUCUUUUAUGCACUUCAGUGCAUGAUUAGCGAACACUUCCUAAUCCUUAUAAUGUAUAUAUACUUAAUUGCAAGUGGAAUAUAAAAACGUGAUGUAUGAUAUACCAAAAUGGUGUAGUAUUUGUAUAAAGUCUCUUGUAACUCUUACUAGAGUGGCCAUUUACAUUAUAUUUUAUGUGCAGUAUUUUAUAUGUUUAUGUAAAUUGAUUCGUGUAAAUAGAUGAGUCUCAAAUAA